AAAGCAUGUAAAUCUCACGCGCUCUAGAUUUUGUUGUUCUCUGUAGAUAUCAUCACCAGUCACCAGCGAUGUCGUCCCUAACGAAGAAGAGGAAGUCUCCGACAACGAAGACGAAGACACAGUCUCUUACGGUUAGUGAGCAUCUCGAGAAACCGUCUCUUCCAUAUGAUCUGGUCGUGAGCAUCUUAGCCCGUGUCUCGAGAUCGUAUUACACAAAUCUCUCCUUAGUCUCCAAAAGCUUCAGAUCGAUCCUUGCUUCACCAGAGCUUUACCAAACCCGAAACCUCUUAGGUCGAACAGAGACUUUUCUCUAUGUUUGCUUACGCUUCCCUGAUGAAGCUAACCCUCGCUGGUUCACUCUCUACCGGAAGAAACCUAAUCAAACCCUAACCAAGAAGAAGAAGAAGACGAAGAGAGAGGAUUCAAGUGUUUAUCUUUUGGCUCCAACGCAGAUUCUUGACUCUCCUCAUGAGGAAUGGUCAAGUCUUAUCGCUGUUGGUUCUUAUCUUUACGCCAUUACUGCAGCCAUUCACGAUUCUCCAUGCUCUAACGUUUGGUUCCUUGACUGUCGAACUAACACUUGGCUUGAAGCUCCAAGAACGAGACUGGCUCACACCAAUAGUGGCUUUGAUGGGAAAAUGUAUUUGGCAGGUAGCUCUGAGAGUCCAGGUUCUUUGAACUGUGUUGAGGUGUACAACACAGAGACUCAAGCUUGGAAUCCAGUACCGUCCAGAAAACGAAUAUUCGAAUACGAAAACAUGGAAGGAAAGAUUUACUUGAACCUUACUCUAGAUGCUACUAAUACUAAGGAGGAUGUGGCUUUAAAGCCAAAGGUUUGGACAUGGGAAACGGUAGGAUUGGAUACUCAGUUGGGUUCUGUUUGUAUGAUAGAUAACAUAGCCUUUCAUUACGACCCUCGUGUAAAGUUUAUAUGGAAGAAAAAUAAAUCUGAGGGAGGAGGGAUUUGGAGAAGAUUAAAAGGUUUAGAAGGGCUACCUAAGUUUGCUAAUUACAGUACUGUUAAGUUAGCGGAUUAUGGUGGUAAGCUGGUUGUUUUGUGGGACAAGUAUUUGGCUUCAAGUGGGUAUAAGGAGAAGAUGAUUUGGUGUGCAGAGAUUUCACUUGACAAACGCAACACUGAAGAGAUUUGGGGGAAGGUUGAGUGGUUCGAUGCGGUUCUUACAGUCCCUAAGUCUUAUAAGUUCGUGUGUGCCAAAUCUGCUACUGUUUGACAGAAAUUUCACUUGACAAACGCAAUGUUGAAGUGAUUCGGGGGAAGGUUGUGUGGUUCGAUGCGGUUCUUACAGUCCCUAAGUCUUAUAAGUUCAGGUGUGCCAAAUCUGCUACUGUUUGACUGGUUUGAAUGUAAUAGUGAAU
This is a messenger RNA of Capsella rubella, 1377 nucleotides long. RefSeq names its product F-box/kelch-repeat protein At5g48990. The record is from RefSeq and is a predicted model, not a curated record. The transcript has 2 exons. NCBI's taxonomy places the organism in Eukaryota, Viridiplantae, Streptophyta, Magnoliopsida, Brassicales, Brassicaceae. Gene Ontology annotation, molecular function: protein binding. Bases 69 to 1232 code for a protein of 387 amino acids.